AUGGCCUGCACUGUCGAUACCUUCUCGUUUAAGGACUUCAAGUUUCCUGACCAAGCUGCAGAGCGUCCCGCGGCACACUUCAACAGCUUGCCUUAUCGAAUCUUGGAGUAUGACACCGACUGCUCUGAAACCAUCGGUCAAGUCAUAGCCGACUGGAGGGAAGUCACUGGCAAAGAUGUCUCUCGCGCCCUUGGGACGAAUUCUGCCAGCCUGCCCCUCUACUUGGCUCCCAAAUGUCCUCCACAUAUUCUACCACGAUUUGUGAGGUUUGGCUAUAUCGCUAUGUUUUGGGACGAUGCGACGGAUACCCUUGAUACAGCGGCACACGAGAGAAUUCAACUGGACCUGCGCGCAGCGCUUCUUUCCGAGGUCAAGCUAGGGCGGCAUACCCGGUGCGAGUUUGAGAUAAACGAGCUCUAUAUCCAGAGCCUCAUCGACCUCAUGAACGGAACCGAAGGGUUUAGUGCCAGUUUCAAAGACAAAUAUGAGCUCUAUGAUUUCGGUCUCCAAGCACAGACCGUACCAGGACUGCGCACAGUGACUUGGGAAGAGUACAAAGCACACAGGAUCAAAAGUGUUGGGGGCAGAGUGCUAUCGAGACUUCUGCCUGCCAUACUUGGGAUUUGCAUCAGUGACCAAGAGCUUGAUUCUGUCGCACAUAUGAUCCAGCUCGGCGAUUUGAUUACAGGGUUGACGAAUGACUACCACAGCUUCCGCAAGGAGUUUGAUGAGCAUCUUAUGGCCGGGAAUCUCGACAUGAUGCACAACGGCAUGGCCGUGCUCAUGAGCAACUACGGAUAUGCUGAAAAUGAAGCCGCAGUCAUCUUGAAACAAGAGGUUCUCGCGGCUGAAAAAAAGCUGAUGGCAGACUACGAAACAUGGAACUCCUCGGGGAGCCCCAAGACUGAAGACCUGCGCCGGUACAUGUUUACCUCCAUCCUCACCGUUGGCGGCUUCAAUUACUGGCAUUCCAUCUCACCGCGGUACCAUCGGACGGAUUUUGCGACCACAGCCGCCGAUAGAGCUCAGCUAGUUGGACGUGGGUAUGACGGGAAAAGAAAGCUUCCUAACUACCCUCCGCCUGUAAUGGCCACGGAAAUGAAUGGUCACAGCGAGUCAGAUACAUUGUCCGAUGCUUCCAAAGAGAUGAUCAGUGUCGUGAACCAUCUACAAAAGGAAAUAGUGGCGCCGUUCGAGAAAGCUCCGGCUGAGAAAAUCGUCCUCGCUCCGUGGGAGUACAUCCAGUCGUUGCCCGGGAAGAAGACUCUCGGCCGCAUUGUCGAGUGUCUGCAGGGUUGGUUUACAUUGCCCGACGACUCAGCGAAGAUAAUCACAGAGACCACAAGGAUGCUUUUCGAUGCAACAUUGAUGCUCGACGAUAUCCAAGACGGUUCUCAGCUCCGCCGAGGACGACCAGCAGCCCAUGCGGUCUUCGGUCAGCCGCAGACUAUUAACAGUGCUACAUACCUCUACGUCAAAGGGAGUCGGCAGCUAAAGAGCCUAAAGCAUUCCAAUGAGUGCGGCGAUGUAUUCAUGGAGGAACUAGAAACUCUCGCAUUCGGACAAGGUCUGGAGCUGCACUGGAGAUUCAACACAAGCUUGCCCUCGACAAAAGACUACCUCAUCAUGGUGGAUAAUAAAACCGGCGGCUUCUUCCGGCUUGUGCUGCGGCUGCUAGAAGUAGAGUCGGAAAGUGAACCCAACCCUGAGUUGCUGCAUCUGUUCACCUUGCUCGGACGGUACUACCAGAUUCGAGACGACUAUCUCAACCUGGCAUCUGAAGAGUACACCGCGAAGAAGGGCUUUUGCGAGGACCUAUCGGAGGGCAAAUUCUCCUUCCCGCUCAUCCACCUCCUGCAGAACAUUGCCUCGCCGGAGCACAUACGGGGUAUACUCUUUCGCCGCGACGGAGCUACGGAACUCUCACUCGAGAUGAAGCAGUUCGUUUUGGAUGAAAUGAAGGAAGUUGGGAGCCUUACCCACACCAAGGAAGUCUUGGAUGGACUCUUCGAUGCUAUGCUGGAAACACUCGAUAAGCUGGAAGCAAAGCUCGGCCCAAACAAGAAGCUCCGGAUCUUCCUCUUGUGGUUGAAGAUAUAG
Messenger RNA from Aspergillus mulundensis, 2100 nucleotides. RefSeq names its product bifunctional terpene synthase/polyprenyl synthetase family protein. Lineage: Eukaryota; Fungi; Ascomycota; Eurotiomycetes; Eurotiales; Aspergillaceae. The coding region runs from base 1 to 2100 and encodes 699 amino acids. The transcript is spliced from 8 exons. The record is from RefSeq and is a predicted model, not a curated record. Gene Ontology annotation, molecular function: prenyltransferase activity. Gene Ontology annotation, biological process: isoprenoid biosynthetic process.